Messenger RNA from Habropoda laboriosa, 1446 nucleotides. RefSeq names its product zinc finger protein ZIC 4-like. The transcript is spliced from 3 exons. Gene Ontology annotation, cellular component: nucleus. The record is from RefSeq and is a predicted model, not a curated record. Gene Ontology annotation, biological process: central nervous system development; regulation of transcription by RNA polymerase II. Gene Ontology annotation, molecular function: DNA-binding transcription factor activity, RNA polymerase II-specific; RNA polymerase II cis-regulatory region sequence-specific DNA binding. NCBI's taxonomy places the organism in Eukaryota, Metazoa, Arthropoda, Insecta, Hymenoptera, Apidae. The coding region runs from base 1 to 1446 and encodes 481 amino acids.
AUGAUGAACGCUUUCCUGGAUGGCGUGUCCUCGCACCCUCACCACCUGGCCAAUCUCGGUAUCAAACUGUCACCGAGUGGCGGAGGUGCCACCGGUGGUUCCACGGAUGGUGGUGCAGGUGUCCAACCAGCACCGGGCGAAGCACCGUCUCAACAGCAUCACCAUUUCCACCCUCAAGGUUAUCCCCCUCAUCAUCCUCAUCCGGCGUCACACAUGGCGCCUCACAUGGGCCAUCACAUGAGCCAUCAUCCGGGUUACGCGGCUCGCGAUUUCCUCCUACGUCGCGAGCACGAGUUCAACGCUACCGCGAAUCCGACAACGCCCGAGAGCGGUCUUGGUCUGUUCACGCCGCUUCAUCACGACGGAACAGCCGCGACUAUGCAACAAUUCCCUCAUCAUCCGAGUCAACAUCCUCUGGCCGCCAGCCAUUAUCCUGGACAUUAUCCGCAGGACUCGAGGCUACCGCCGCAUCAUCAAUAUUUAGGAGCUCCCCAUCUAACGCCAGCCUCGAUCCACCAUCAACAGCAUCCAGCGGUCAGUCAUCCGAGUCAUCAUCCACACGGAGCGUUCUUAAGGUACAUGAGGAGCAACGGAAGCGGCGGUGGUGGUAGUGGCGGCGUGGCCGGUGGCCAGAGGCAAGAGAUGUCCUGCAUGUGGGUUGACCAGGACGCACCAGGACCCGGAAGGAAGCUGUGCGGCAAACUUUUCAACUCCCUCCACGAUAUCGUGACGCACCUCACGGUGGAGCACGUGGGCGGGCCCGAGUGCACCACGCACGCGUGCUUCUGGCAGGGAUGCGCGCGUAACGGCAGGGCCUUCAAGGCCAAGUACAAGCUCGUCAAUCACAUAAGGGUACACACGGGGGAGAAACCGUUCCCCUGUCCCUUCCCCGGAUGCGGAAAGGUGUUCGCCAGGUCGGAGAAUCUUAAGAUACACAAGAGGACGCAUACCGGCGAGAAACCGUUCAAGUGCGAAUACUCCGGCUGCGAGAGGCGGUUCGCGAACAGCAGCGACCGCAAGAAGCACAGUCACGUCCACACGUCCGACAAGCCUUACAAUUGUCGGGUUUCCGGCUGCGACAAGUCCUACACCCAUCCUAGCUCGUUGCGCAAGCAUAUGAAGGUGCACGGCAUGACCCUGGGCGAGGGCAAGAUAGGAGGGGGCUACGAGAGCGAGGGUGAAGAGAGCAGCAGCAGCGGGGGUAGCUUGUCCGUGACCGGGCACACGGAGUCGCCUCAGCCGCCUCCAGUCGUCCCGACGACCACCACGACCAACCCACCGUCGAGUCAUCCUUCGACCAGGGGCCCGGAAUUGACGGAGUGGUACGUCUGUCAGCCGCCAACGGUCGGUCCACAGCAUAGCCCGUUGCCAGGACCUCCGCCGCCCCAUCACCUUGGCCCACACCAUUUCAAUCCGCUGAUGCAUCACCAGGCGACUGCCUACUAG